Mesorhabditis spiculigera is the source of this 387-nucleotide messenger RNA. NCBI's taxonomy places the organism in Eukaryota, Metazoa, Nematoda, Chromadorea, Rhabditida, Rhabditidae. The record is from the annotation of a GenBank genome assembly.
AUGAUCACAGCGCAAGCUACUCCCCAUCAGCCUGGGGUUCGAAAUGUCAGGUUUCGCAUUGAAUACGUUAAGCCAACGACUCCGGAAUCGAUUCUCACUCUCUGGGGUGGCUUCCCAUACGAAUUGCGCAUCUAUGACGUUUGCCAAAAAGUUUCUCAGGCUAUUGGCCUCCCUGGAACUUCUUUUGGAUUGCAAUAUUACCCCGGUGGCCCCUUUAUCCCAAUGAGCAAGUCGGUUGAGGAUGCCUGGAGGGAUGACCCGAAUAAGCUAGACGAAGCCCUUAUCCUGGCAAAAGUCUAUGUGCUUCGUGGGCUUUACAAUCGCAUCGUCUAUGAUCAAGACGAUGAGACCUCGGCCAAUGCGGAACCGAGUUCUUCCAAGCAAAAC